This is a messenger RNA of Trametes versicolor FP-101664 SS1, 1431 nucleotides long. Its product is annotated as chondroitin AC/alginate lyase. Bases 1 to 1431 code for a protein of 476 amino acids. Lineage: Eukaryota; Fungi; Basidiomycota; Agaricomycetes; Polyporales; Polyporaceae. The transcript has 8 exons. The record is from RefSeq and is a predicted model, not a curated record. Gene Ontology annotation, cellular component: periplasmic space. Gene Ontology annotation, molecular function: lyase activity.
AUGCGGUCGUCUGCCUCCGCCGGGCUCUCCGCGGCCAUCUCCCUCUCUCUGGGCGUACUUCUCAUACAGCCGCUCUCCGUCCGCGCCGUGACCAGCUAUGCGAACGACUUCGUCGACCCCACCUAUGUCCUUGCAAAGGACUUCAGCAAUAUCACCACCGAGGCGCAGGCGACCAUCAUCUCGUGGGCCACCUCUCUCGCUAGCGAGGGUCCCUGGACCGUAAUGAACAAAUCUGUUACCCCUCCUUCCGGCGACAAGCACGACUACAUGAGCUGGGCACCAUACUCCUGGCCAAACUGCACGAGCGUCGGUAACACUACCGCGCUCACGGACGAAGAAGUCUGGACAACGUGCCCGUACGAGACGCGCGACGGGCAGUUCAACCCCGACGGCCGGCUCGUGAACGACGUCGGCGCGUUCUCGGACCUCGCGGACGCGGUGCUCUACAACGCGCUUGCGUGGGCGAUCAAGGGCAGCGGCACGUACUCGGGCAACGUCGCGACUUUUGUCAAGUCGUGGUUCCUCGACGCGGAUACGGCCAUGAACCCGAAUCUCAACUACGCGCAGAUGGCGCGCGGGCCGGACGGCCAGGUCGGGCAGCAUACGGGUGUUCUCGACCUGAAGUGCAUGGCGAAACUCGUCAGUGGGGUGCUGAUCCUGCGCGAGGGCAACGCCGCGGAGUGGACCUCGGAAAUCGACGCGGGCUUCACGACGUGGGCCGCGAACUACACCACCUGGCUCACCACCGCGUCAAUCGCGCUCGAAGAGGAGGCCGCCGAGAACAACCACGGGACGUUCUACUACAACCAGCUCGCGGCGCUACAGGUGCUCGUCGGAGAUACUACCGGCGCAAAGGCGACGCUGGAGAAGUACUUCACCACGCAGUACAUGUGGCAGAUCGACGCGAACGGCGACCAGGUACCGUUCUCCCGUGCCUGGCCACUGGAGACCGCGCGGACACGCCCGUACCACUACCGCGCCUACAACAUCGCCGCCAUGAUCACCAACGCGAAGAUCGGAGCAUACAUCGGCUAUGAUGCCUGGAACCUGACGACCUCGAACGGCACAACGAUCAAGACCGCGCUCGACUACGCGCUCAAGCAAGACGCGGGCACCGAGACCGCGUCGGAAUUGUACCCGGAUAUCGUCGCAGUCGGCGCGACCUACGGGGACGCGGACGGGGCGUACGCAGCAUGGAUGCUCGCGAACGCGAAGAAGGCGUAUCCCGAAGACGCCCAGUUCUUCUGGAACCAGCCCUUCAGUGACUCCGGGCUCGUCAAAACGAGCAGUAGCAGUUCGACGACCUCAUCGGGGAGCGGGAACGCGGCGUCCGGGGAUACGGACACGAGCAGCGACAAUGGUGCGGCGAGAGGCGCGUGGAGCGUCGUGGCCGCGGUGUCUGCUGCUGCGCUUGUUGCUGCUGUGUUGUGA